Zea mays is the source of this 2506-nucleotide messenger RNA. RefSeq lists its product as uncharacterized. The coding region runs from base 370 to 2103 and encodes 577 amino acids. Lineage: Eukaryota; Viridiplantae; Streptophyta; Magnoliopsida; Poales; Poaceae. The record is from RefSeq and is a predicted model, not a curated record. Gene Ontology annotation, biological process: mRNA 3'-end processing. The transcript has 8 exons. Gene Ontology annotation, molecular function: RNA polymerase II complex binding.
GCGAAAACAGCAUAACAUAGAGGAAAACAUCCACCUCCCACGAAAACCACCAGCACGCUGCACGCUGCACGCCGCCGCGCCGCACUUCUCCCCAUCCGGCGCCUUCUCUAUCCUCGCCGCUGAAGACGUCGUGCCGUGCGUAGCUAGCAGUGCUGACGCGCGCUCGUCGAAUAAGGAUUGGAUUUGGCUUUUCGUCCCCCCACCGCCUCCUCCGGUCCUUCCCCUGCCACUCCCUAUUCUCCUCGUCCGAAGCGGCAAGCUCAAGCUCAGGAGCUCGCAACCGAGAUCUAUCUUGCUUUCGCAGGAGUACCAAUUUCUCUAGGGAUUUGGCGUAUCCACCAGGGAGCAGGAAUAGGGUGAGGCUUCCUGAUGGCGGGGGCGAAAGCGGAUGUAGACGCGGAAACAGGAGACGGCGGCUCCUUCAGCGAGCAGAGGCUGAUUGAUAAGCUCAAAAGGCUCAACAACUCAGCCGCUAGCAUCCAGACUCUUUCGCGUUGGUGCAUUUUUCACCGCAAGAAGGCCAAAAGGGUUGUAGACACAUGGGAAAAACAGUUUACUAGUGCAAGGGAGGAUAAGAAAAUAUCAUUCCUAUAUCUAUCAAAUGAUAUCCUGCAAAACAGUAAACGCAAGGGAGCAGACUAUGUGGAUGAGUUCUGGAGGGUUCUACCUAGAUCCCUGAAGCAUGUCUAUGAAAAAGGAGGAGGAGAAGGGAAGAAUCAGGUGGCGAGAUUGAUAUCAAUCUGGGAUGACCGUAAAGUUUUUGGGACCCGUAUUGAAAGUAUGAAAAAUGGCAUUCUUGGUGACAACCCUCCUAUAUUGGAUAACAAUGGGAAUAGUUUAAAUCCUAGCUCUAAUCCCACUUCAAAUUCUAAAGCUGCACGGAAGGAUUCUGGUACAAUAGUAAAAAAACUCACUGUUGGUGGUAUGCCUGAAAAGAUCGUGUCUGCAUACCAAUUAGUGCUUGAUCAGCAUUUUGAUGAAGACACUGCUUUAAACAAAUGUAAGACUACUUUGGGCCUUUUGGAGAGGAUAAAUAAAGAUAUUAAUGAUUCUAUCAUCAACGGUAAUCAGCCAGCAUUGUCAUUGAUCUCUGACCUUCAAGAACAGGAAAUGACCCUUAAACAUUGUAUCAAACAACUCGAAAGUGUAGAUAUGGCGAGGAUAUCCCUGGUCAAUCAAUUGAAAGAAGCUCUCAACGAACAGGAGUCGAAAUCAUUAGUUCUUCGCGAUCAAUUGCAAGUUGCUCAAACAGAGGCUCAACGUGUCAUCCAACUUAGGAAACAACUGGGGGGUGCCCUUGUCACGAGCGUCACACAUUCUACUUCUAGUCCGCUCAUGAUUACUCCACCAGAACAAACUUCGGCUAUAAUGCAGGGUUCAGAAGUAAGAUCGACACAUCCCCAGUCACAACCACUGAAUCCUGCAGCUUCGCUUCCCCCUACAGUCAGUGCAGUGGGUGAUGAGUCCAAGAGAACGGCGGCAGCUAUGGCGGAUAAGCUUGCAUCUUUGUCAGCACCUGUGCAGGUGCUGACCUCCAUUCUCUCAUCUUUUGCUGCUGAGCAAGCUGCUUCCAUAAAUGGUGGAUCAUCUUCUGGGGAAUUCUCUGGAGGACCACCAGGUUUCCACAUUGAUAAGAGGCCUAGGCUUGAGAAAACAGGUCAGGCCUCUGACAUGGGUGCUCCUCCUCCCUUUUUUGGGCAAGCGGCACAGGUGCAACAACAGAUUGGAGGCACGCAUCCACCAGCUCCAGCUCCAGGCUCAUUCCCACCACCUCCACCGCCAUUGCCGUCUCUACUGCCACCGCUCCUGCAACAGUUCGGUCAAAAUACUGGAGGGAUGAUUGGAAUGGGAGGACCUUUCGGGAUGAUGGCUGGAUCUAUGCCACCUCCGCCUCCAUUGUCCAACAUUCUGCCGGCAGGUUUUCCGCGACCAAGUGGGCCACCUCCUCCACCUCCACUUCCACCAGCUCAGAGCCAGCCCCAGCAGCAGUCUCCUCAGGCGGCACAGCAAUCACCAACAUCAACUGGAUUCUUUCAGUCAUCGGGCAUGGGGUUCUUUCCGCCUGCGCAGGUGCAGCAAUCUCCAUCUGCCCAACGCCAGUGACUCAACGGUGGCUCUGGCAUUCAUGGGCGUAAAGGCAGCGGCGCCCUUGUGUGUUAACUUUGUACACUGAACAAUAUUUCACUCUGUGUCGAGCUUAAACGUGGCUGGCUGGUCCUGCAAGCGAGGCAGGGCCAAUGGCCACGAAUUAGAGAGAUUGUAGAAUAGGCAUGCGUCCUCUGCUAUGUAUAACUAUUCACUUUUUUUUGUUUUGUUUUGUUUGUCUGAGUAGUUUUAACUUUUCCUUUUUCCCGUUUGCAUUGAUCCCCCGAGGCAGAAGAAAGUGACUUUGGAAAGAAAAAAAAAACUGGUGUUUGCCCAACUGAUGGAAACAGUUUUAGGACUGAAACAGCUGUGGAACUACCGGUCAUAGUCUCAGAUAUGAUAAUGAACUGCAAAUAUUUCC